AUGGUGGCUUGGUUCAAAAGCGAAGAUGCCGGGCCAGAAUGGGCGAGCGCCGUGGGCACCUGGAAGGGUCGCGUGACGAAGGGCAGCGUCACCGAAAAGGUCGAGGCUGGAAAUGGGGCGCACAGACCUGUGCGGUACCUCUCCGGCAAUACCCACGCCGGAUAUGACUUUGGCAAGAUCAUGAAGCCGGACUUCACGAUUUGUUCAGUCACCCGCUACCUUCAAGGAGGUAAGAAGUCCCGCAUUCUCACAAACAAAGACCCUAACUUCCUCCAUGGCCACUGGCAAGACAGUGCAGGUCUUGCUCAUUACAAGACUUGGGCGACGUCGCACGAUGUUCCGAGCAGCACCGACUGGCUUGUGAUGUGCGGCAACAACAAGAAAGUUGUCUUUGUGGGCAACGAGCGGAGGAACAUUGCUACCCAGGAAACUCCUCUUCACGACACGGAUUUCAACUUGUACAUCAACGAGGGAUACGAGCAGGAGUUCUCCGACUUCGGUGUCAUGGAGAUCAUCACAUGGAACCGUGCACUCUCUGAAGACGAGAUGUGGACCAGCAUGGAGUACCUGAACUCGAAACUCCAGGCGCCUGCGGACCCGUCUUCCAUGGUGGCUUGGUUCAAAAGCGAAGAUGCCGGGCCAGAAUGGGCGAGCGCCGUGGGCACCUGGAAGGGCAGCGUGACGAAGGGCAGCGUCACCGAAAAGGUCGAGGCUGGAAAUGGGGCGAACAGACCUGUGCGGUACCUCUCCGGCAAUACCCACGCCGGAUAUGACUUUGGCAAGAUCAUGAAGCCGGACUUCACGAUUUGUUCAGUCACCCGCUACCUUCAAGGAGGUAAAAAGUCCCGCAUUCUCACAAACAAAUACCCCAACUUCCUCCAUGGCCACUGGCAAGACAGUGCAGGUCUUGCUCAUUACAGGACUUGGGUGACGCCGCACGAUGUUGCGAGCAGCACCGACUGGCUUGUGAUGUGCGGCAACAACAAGAAAGUUGUCUUUGCGGGCAACGAGCGGAAGAACAUCGCUACCCAGGAGGGUGUUCUUCACGACACGGAUUUCAACUUGUACAUCAACGAGGGAUUCGAGCAGGAGUUCUCCGACUUCGGUGUCAUGGAGAUCAUCACAUGGAACCGUGCACUCUCCGAAGACGAGAUGUGGACCAGCAUGGAGUACCUGAACUCGAAACUCCAGGUCGCGGGGCAGGUGUGCCCAGGCCUUCCCAUGGGAGACCGCUUCAUUCAGCUCGGGGAAUGGCGACUGGGUGAGCAUGACGAGAACCACUUCUCCAUCUCACACAAGGAUGGGUGGACGGCCCAGAUCUUCCGCAAUGACGGCACCCUGCACCCUGGCCCCCGCCGCGACUAUGGGAUCUGGAAUAGACAGAUCGGGAAGCCAAAAGGGAUCAAGUUUGGCAGCAACUGGGUCGAGAUUGGCGCCUUCCGCAUCGGAACCAUCGACAACAUCCACUUGUCAGUCGCGCAUAAGGGUGGCAAAACCGCGCAGAUCUUCAGAAAUGACGGCCAUUUGUUCCCGGGGCCGCGUGGAGACUUUGGCACUUACGGAAGGCCGUCCGCACUCUCCGGGAUCUCUGAGGGCGACCGUUACCUCCAAAUCGGCCAGUUCCGCCUGGGGGAUGUCGAUGGCCAUCACUUUACUGUGAUCCACACAGGCCUCAGCAAGACGAUCCAGAUCUACAGAGAUGAUGGCACACUGCACCCAGGUCCUCGAAAUGAUUGGCAGCAGCUCGCCACGAGGAGCUCGGAGCCCUGUGACUAA
Molecule: messenger RNA, 1776 nt
Organism: Symbiodinium necroappetens
Lineage: Eukaryota; Dinophyceae; Suessiales; Symbiodiniaceae
Source: the annotation of a GenBank genome assembly